AUGGACCAAGACUAUAAACCACCUGUUGAACUUAAUAGUAAAAAUUGGAAACAAAAAACUAAAGCAUUCAAAGUAUACGAAGAACCUUUAUUAGAUAUUAAAAAUAAAGACUUAUGUUCUGAAUGCAAAUAUCCCUACGAUGAAAAAGAUUUGAUUGAUAACAUUUGCAAUGAGUGCUACAAAGAAAGCACACUUCCAUGUGCUAUCUGUCAAAAUGAAACACUUAGAAUUAAUCUCAAAAGAAAUAUUUGCGAAAAAUGCUUUGAACCAGAAAUAAUGAUCGAUACAAUGAUCAAUAUUACACCAAAAUGUAAGCACUGCAAAAACGAAACAUCUGCGAAUUUAUUACAAAAUGGAAAAUGUAAUAUGUGCAGAAAAAUUCAAGAAAAAGAUGAAAUCCAAGAAAUUUCGCAAGAAGAGUUUAAACCAAAAGAAGCGAAACAAAAAGAAGAAGAAUUUAACUUUGAUAAAAUUGAAAGAACUGAAAUUGAACAAAUCAAAGAAAAUAUCAUUAAUUUACAAAAACUAGCGAAUGAACAAGCUGAACAUAUUCAAAUUCUGAAACAAGCAAUUGAAAUCCACCAAUUAAUGUUUAACGAACUUCACCAAGAAAAUACUAAUCUCAAACGAAAGUUUGAAGAAUUUGAAGAAAAAGAUUAUCUUUCGAAACUUUGA
This is a messenger RNA of Ambispora leptoticha, 675 nucleotides long. NCBI's taxonomy places the organism in Eukaryota, Fungi, Glomeromycota, Glomeromycetes, Archaeosporales, Ambisporaceae. The record is from the annotation of a GenBank genome assembly.